Molecule: messenger RNA, 1587 nt
Organism: Vigna radiata var. radiata (mung bean)
Lineage: Eukaryota; Viridiplantae; Streptophyta; Magnoliopsida; Fabales; Fabaceae
Product: thaumatin-like protein 1b
Exons: 3
Coding region: 85-1101 (338 amino acids)
Biological process (GO): defense response
Cellular component (GO): extracellular region
Source: RefSeq, a predicted model, not a curated record
ACACCGGAGUAGAAGCAUUUUCGUAACUUGUUACAUUUUAUUAUUUCGUUCUUUAAUUUUUAGAGAAGAUUCAAUUCUUUUAACAUGGAACAGCUUAAACUAUCACUUCAAUUUUUACUAACACUUCAUCUAUUAGCAUCAGGUGCAGUAUCAACAACAACGUUCACCGUCGUUAACAAAUGCGACUACUCCGUGUGGCCAGGCAUUCUCUCAAACGCAGGAAUCGCGGCGCUUCCAACAACCGGUUUCCUUCUCCAAACCGGUGAGUCCAAAACCGUAACCGCUCCAACCUCUUGGGGUGGCCGUUUAUGGGGCCGUACUCUCUGCUCGCAAGACUCCGCCGGAAAAUUCUUCUGCCUCACAGGCGAUUGUGGCUCCGGCACAAUCGAAUGUGAGGGCAAAGGCGCCGUGCCGCCCGCGACCUUGGCCGAGUUCACUCUCGACGGCGACGGAGGCCUCGAUUUCUUCGACGUAAGCCUCGUGGACGGCUACAACGUGCCGAUGCUGGUGACUCCCCGGGGUGGCUCUGGCGAUAACUGCACCAGCACUGGGUGCGUUGGGGACCUCAACGGCGCGUGCCCUUCGGAGCUUAGGGUCACAAGCGAGGAUGGAAAACAGAGCGUGGCGUGUAAGAGCGCGUGCGAGGCGUUCGGGUCCCCGCAGUAUUGCUGCAAAGGCGCGUAUGGGUCUCCCAACACUUGCAAGCCUACGGCAUAUUCGCGGAUUUUCAAGAACGCUUGCCCACGCGCCUACAGCUACGCGUAUGAUGACAGGACUAGCACUUUUACAUGUGGACACUCUGCGGAUUACACCAUCACCUUCUGCCCUUCCCCUAAAGAUAACCCCAGUCAGAAAUCGUGGCAGGGGCAAAACCCGAAAUCAGAUAGCAGUAAUGAGGGGCAAAACCCAAAAUCAGAUAGCAGCAGUAAUUGUUCUUCUUCUUCUUCUGAGUCGCCGCCAGUUAACAAUGGCACAAUGGUGUAUAUGGACGAAAGUGAAUUUUCAUGGUCAGUAGGUACCCAUGUGACUGUGAAGGAAUCUCAAGCCAUUGCUGGUUUUGUCAGUAUCACCAUUGCUCUUUGGCUCUUGUGCAACUUAUAGUAACUACUUCCUCCUUCACCUUUUUUCUAAAUAUUAUUCCCAUCAUCAACCCAUGUUUCUAUGCCUAGGAAACUGGUCGGAUCCUAUCCAUCACUUGUCUGGUUUAAUAUGUCCUCGUGGCCCACGUGAGUUGAGCAGGGCCCACAAGCAGCAACCAUGAUCAAAGCUUACAAGCAUGCGGGUCAUUUUAAAUGCACCCCUCGAUGGAACUCCACCACCUUCCAAGUUGUUUUUUUGUGCCAAAAAGAAGAAUCCGAUGUUGUAGCUAUGGUUAUUGUUGCUCAAUGGUGAAGAUAGAUAAAUAGGGAGUGGGCAUUUGAAUGAUCUUUUUCCCUUGUAGUUUUCUUGUUUAGUUAAAUAGGUAUACUGCAUAAUUCUUUGCAUUCAUUUACUGCCAUCUCUACUUUCACCAUGCUACUAGCGUCACAGAAUUGGUGAUGUUUUUUGAAGCCUAUCACCCUAACACAUUCAAAACUUUGCUCAUCA